Rhododendron vialii is the source of this 2441-nucleotide messenger RNA. RefSeq names its product probable L-type lectin-domain containing receptor kinase S.5. The record is from RefSeq and is a predicted model, not a curated record. Gene Ontology annotation, molecular function: protein kinase activity; ATP binding; carbohydrate binding. The transcript has 3 exons. Bases 132 to 2216 code for a protein of 694 amino acids. Gene Ontology annotation, cellular component: plasma membrane. NCBI's taxonomy places the organism in Eukaryota, Viridiplantae, Streptophyta, Magnoliopsida, Ericales, Ericaceae. Gene Ontology annotation, biological process: protein phosphorylation.
UCUCUCUCUCUCCUCUCUCAAAGUUCUUGUUUCUUAAUUGAGCCAAAGGAAUCAAGAAAUCCCCUCGUGCAUCAAAACACUAAUCCAUUUGAUCGUUUCUGGUUUUCACCCACAUUGGAUAUCGUUACUAGAUGGGAUUGGCGGCGAGCCCCCGCCUAAUUUUCCUCCCCCUCCUCUGUUUUGCGGCGGCGGUGGCGCCGUCUUCCUCCGCCCAGAAACUGAAGACAUUCGAGGCCGAAUACGGACGACCCUUUGAUGAAUCCUACUACGAUAAAUUUGCAGUGGAAGGUGACGCGACCAUUAGUCUGGGUGCACUCCAAAUCACACCAGAUUCGCGCAAUGAUGAAUACACCCUCAGGAAUAAAUCGGGAAGAGUGUUUCUGGAUCAGCCGUUCAAGCUGUGGGAAGGUAGCAUCAACUCAACCUCCACUCGAAUCGCUUCAUUCAAUACCUCCUUCCUCAUCAACAUCUACCGGUUCGGAAACACCACCCCCGCCGAAGGCCUAGCCUUCUUCGUGGGGCCAGACUUCCUCCCGCUGAACAGCUCCGGGCAGUACUUGGGCCUCACUAACGCUACCACCGACAGCUCCCCAACAAACAAAAUCGUCGCUGUCGAAAUUGAUACCUUCAAGGACAAUGAUUUUGAUGCUGAUGCAAAUCACAUUGGACUCGACAUUAACAGCGUCAAGUCUAGGAAUGUCACCUCACUGGACCCGUUGGGUAUAGAUAUUGCUCCAGCUGGCGAGGCCAGGUUUCACAAUGUGUGGGUCCAGUAUGACGGUGUCAAAAAAGAGAUUGCCGUUUUCAUCACCCGACAGGCUGACAAGGACGGGGAUACCCCUCCGAGGCCAGAUGACCCGGUUUUAAAAACGAGUCUUGAUCUAAGAGGAAUAGUGGAUCAGCACUCGUACUUCGGGUUUUCGGCAUCAACCGGGACUUACGAGCAGCUCAACUGCGUUUUGAGGUGGAAUUUGACAGUGCAAUAUUUUCCGGAGGGAAAGAAACCGUGGAUAGGGAUUUUGAUUGGAGUAGGGGUGUCAGUAUUGUUGCUGGUGCUGGUGGGGGCAAUGGUGAUGGGCUAUUAUUACCGCCGAAAAAGGCGACUAGCCUGGUCGAAUUCAAACAUAUUAGGGGCACUGACGAAAUUGCCUGGGACUCCAAGGGAGUUCAAAUUCAAGGAUUUGAAGAAGGCGACUAACAACUUCGAUGGGAAGAACAAGUUGGGGCAGGGCGGUUAUGGAGUGGUGUAUAGAGGCCACCUCCAGAAUGAGAAUCUGGAGGUGGCGGUGAAGUGGUUUUCGAGGGGAAAUUUGAAGGGUCAGGAUGAUUUCUUGGCUGAGCUCACCAUCAUCAAUCGUCUCCGGCACAAACAUCUUGUCCGGCUUCUGGGAUGGUGUCACAAGAACGGCAAGCUCCUAUUGGUAUACGAAUACAUGCCUAACGGCAGCCUCGACGCUCACCUCUUCGGCGGAGCUGAUAGCAAGCCACUGGGCUGGAAUCUCCGUUACAAGAUCAUCACCGGGGUGGCUUCCGCCCUUCACUACCUCCACAACGAAUACGACCAAAGGGUGGUCCACCGUGACCUCAAGGCCAGCAACAUCAUGCUCGACUCAGACUUCAACUCCCGGCUCGGGGACUUCGGCCUCGCUCGGGCCCUCGACAAUGAGAAGACCUCAUAUGCCGGGACGGCUGAGGGUGUGCUCGGGACGAUGGGUUACAUCGCACCCGAGUGCUUCCACACAGGCAAGGCCACCCAACAGUCGGAUGUCUAUGCGUUCGGCACGGUCUUGUUGGAAGUAGUCUCUGGGCUACGACCCGGAACCAAGAUUGGUGGGUUCCAGUUGUUGGUGGAUUGGAUCUGGUCUUUGCACCGCGAUGGGCAAUUACUGGAUGCUGUGGACAAGAGACUCGGGGGAGACUACGUGAUCGAGGAAGCUCAGAGAGUGCUGCUUCUGGGCUUGGCAUGUUCCCAUCCAAUAGCGGGCCAAAGGCCUAAGACUCAGGAGAUUGUUCAGAUAAUAUCAGGUUCAGUGCCAGUUCCCAAUGUGCCGCCGUUUAGACCAGCUUUCGUUUGGCCUUCAAUGAUGCCCGUGGGAGGGGGAGAUAUCACUUCCACAACAACGGACACGAACUCCUUGCCAACGUCCCAUUUCGUUUCGGAAUGGGCUCCGCGUUCGAGCUACGAACAAUAUGGUGACGAUGACAGUAUGGUGUAGUAUCUUUUGUACACUUGCACAAAUGUUGUUUUGUGUUUAUAUCAGAUUUCCUUGUUCUUUUAUUUUAUUUUUUUCCUACCAGCUUGGUAUUUUUUGAGGGAGUAGGAUAUCUCAAGAUCUCCAUCAUUUAUUCUAUUCGGAUGUUUAUUUUCUGUACAAAUGUGUUCCAUUGACAAUCUGGUUAUUAGAAAUGUUGACAUGAAGGGGCCUAGAUUUUGCUGUAAA